Molecule: messenger RNA, 4193 nt
Organism: Clarias gariepinus (North African catfish)
Lineage: Eukaryota; Metazoa; Chordata; Actinopteri; Siluriformes; Clariidae
Gene: gpt2
Product: glutamic pyruvate transaminase (alanine aminotransferase) 2
Exons: 11
Coding region: 163-1818 (551 amino acids)
Biological process (GO): biosynthetic process
Molecular function (GO): pyridoxal phosphate binding; L-alanine:2-oxoglutarate transaminase activity
Source: RefSeq, a predicted model, not a curated record
UUAAAAGCGGCUCAGGAUCUCACAAGCUCACUUGUUCUUGAUCUCAGACGGUUUAUUGCUUUUCUGAAGAGAAAGAUCGCGCUUCGUUUAUUCAUUUUAUUUCAACAGGAGGUAUUAGUAUAUAACAAUAAUAAUCAGUUUCUAUAACGGUUAGUAAUAAUAAUGAUGAUGCAGAGGUUGCGGUGUGUCUCGAGCCGUGGGGUGCUGGUGGUCCCCGGAGCCCUGGGGCAGUGGUGCGGGGUGUCAGGGCGCGGGACGGGGACGGGGACGGGGACGGGGAGGUGCCGGUACAGCACUGCCGAGGCCGCCGCGGCACCAACAGCUCUGCGCAAGACCAAACCCAAAGAGAGGACGCUGAACAUGGAGAACCUGAACCCGCAGGUGAAGGCGGUGGAGUACGCGGUGCGAGGACCCAUCGUCAUCAAAGCCGCAGAGAUAGAGAGAGGAAUGCUGCAGGGAGGGAAGAAGCCCUUCUCAGAAGUCAUCAAGGCCAACAUCGGAGAUGCCCACGCCAUGGGACAGCAGCCAAUCUCAUUCCUCAGACAGGUGGUGGCUCUGUGCACGUUCCCCGAGCUCAUGGACAGCCCGAGUUUCCCCGAGGACGCGAAGUGGAGAGCACAGCGCAUCCUGCAGGGCUGCGGGGGACAAAGCAUUGGCGCUUACAGCUCCAGCGAGGGGGUGCAGUGUAUCCGGGAGGACAUCGCAGCCUACAUCGAGCAGAGAGAUCAGGGUGUACCAGCUCACUGGGAAAACAUCUUCCUGACCACCGGGGCCAGCGAUGGCAUCAUGACCAUGUUAAAGCUACUGGUGUGGGGUGAAGGUCGGAACCGUACAGGGGUGAUGAUCCCCAUCCCUCAGUACCCGCUUUACUCAGCCGCCAUCACCGAGCUGGGCGCCGUACAGAUCAACUACUAUCUUGACGAGGACAACUGCUGGGCGCUGGACGUCAACGAGCUGCACAGAGCGUACCAGGCGGCUAAACUGCACUGCCAGCCCCGCGUGCUCUGCAUCAUCAACCCCGGGAACCCCACCGGUCAGGUCCAGAGCAAGAAGUGUAUCGAGGAAGUCCUGCACUUCGCCUACGAGGAAAACCUCUUUGUUAUGGCUGAUGAGGUGUAUCAGGAGAACGUGUAUGCCCCGGACUGCCGGUUCCACUCGUUUAAGAAGGUGCUGUAUGAAAUGGGUCCGGAGUACUUUAACAGUGUGGAGCUGGCCUCCUUCCACUCCACCUCCAAAGGAUACACGGGAGAGUGUGGAUUCAGAGGAGGUUUCAUGGAAAUCCUUAACCUGGACCCGGAGGUCAAGGCCCAGCUGGUGAAGCUGCUGUCGGUCAGACUGUGUCCCCCCAUGGCAGGACAGGCUGCCAUGGACGUGAUCGUGAACCCUCCUCAACCGGACGAGCCGUCCUUCAUGCAGUUCCAUGAGGAAAAGUCAGCAGUGCUGGGAGCUUUAGCAGAGAAAGCGAAACUGACCGAACAGAUCCUUAACUCGGUGCCUGGGAUCAAGUGUAAUCCGGUGCAGGGGUCCAUGUACGCCUUCCCUCAGAUCUUCAUCCCUCCAAAAGCAGUGGACGAAGCGAAGGCUUUGGGGAUGCAGCCGGACAUGCUGUACUGCCUGCGGCUCCUCGAGGAAACGGGGAUCUGCGUGGUGCCUGGGAGCGGCUUCGGACAGAGAGAGGGCACGUACCAUUUCAGAAUGACCAUCCUGCCGUCUCCAGAAAAGCUGAAGGUUCUGCUGGAGAAGGUGCGAGAGUUCCACCUCGGGUUCCUGAAGGAGUACUCGGAGCUGCAGGACCCUCAGUGCAGCGUCUCGGCAUGAGCUACUGAACGCCGACCCGCAACACCACACCGACGUCUGGAACGCGACUUGACGCUCUAAUCACGAUUACGAGUCGUGUUAAGUAACUUAUUAUGUCCAUAAAGUCUGCUUGAACUCCUCCACCAAACCCCCAGUGUUUCUUUUUUGCUUUUUUUUUUUUUUAUCUUUUCUCCAAAGUUCUAAAGGUUAAUGUCGUGUCUGAUCUCUGUGCCUUUGUGCUGAUGUAUAAUGAUGAUUACGGAUGAGAUGAAGUCGGGAUACGUUUAAUUACUUCGCUACAUUAACGCAUGAACUGAUGAUGAGCUCGUUUUUAUAGACUAUGAAUGAGAAUAAGCCGUUUUGUUUUUUCCUUAGUAUUUCCAACAGGACUCAUCUUCAUUAGACGUCUCUUCACGUUACAAGAGAUUACAGAAUGAGAUUUAUCGUUAGGACUAAAUAUUACGGGAUUUAUUUGGACCUGCCUGAAUGGUAUACGAAGCUCCUCUGGUUGUUUCCUGUAUCAAUAAAAACACUGUGGGGCUUUUAAUUUUACAGUAUUAAAUACUAGCAUACUAUCGCGCUAGCUAACGUUCAACUAUGUAAUUAAAACCGCAGGGCUAAUAAUCAGUUAUUAAGCUAUCUUACUAGUUGCCAGAAUGUUAGAUUACAGUCUGUAAGCAGUUCAGAUUUGGGGGUUAAAUCUCGUCUCCGGUGUGUGUGUGUGUGUGUGUGUGUGUGUGUGCUUCAGGAUGUACCCUGGGAGAACAUUUUAUUAUCUUACUUUCCUAUCUUUUUCUGGUUUGCACUUAUUAUGAGCAUCUGAUUUAGUUUUUAUUGUGCAACUGAAACAUUAGUACCAGGGGCGUUCGAGUCAAACUGGAACUUGAUGAAAUUUCAUUCAAGUUCCAGUUUGAAUCAGGAAAUGUCACUGAAGUCUAAAUCCAAUUGACGUUCAUAAAAAACUUGUGCGGUGAUGAGACUCUUAGCCGCAGGAAAACCUUUAAACGGUGCAGAAGUUUUAAAGAACGUUGUACGUCUGUGAGAGAUCCCGGCCGAGGUCUCUACCUCGAUGGUGUCUAAGAUCUAGACUGGGAUAAGUGCAUUAGUGUAUCCGGGGAUUAUAUAGAGGAAUAAAGGGAGAUUUUACUCUCAUACACUGCUGUUAUUCUGUACCAUCAAAAGUCCCGGUUUAACUCGAACGCCCUGUUGUAGCGAGCAGUUUGUUUAAUAAUACUUUAUUCUAUACAUUAAGAAACCAGUUUUAAAAUUUCUUACUUUUUCCGAUUCCUUUUGUAAAUAUUUUCUGCAUUGUUUUUAUUAAUAGAGGAUGUAGGGAGGGGCGGCACGACGCUCUGUGCUCGGUUGAAACAUUUUAAAAACACUUGCGCACGUCCCAGGCAAACCCCGCUGCAUGCAGAAUAAAGAAACGCACACUGGGACGUGCUGGUCUAAUUUCAGAAACGCACAUUUCAUGAUGAUUCAUUUUUUGUUUGUUUGUGUUUUUCAUUAACAAUGACAUCAUUAACAAUGACAUCAUUUCAGCAUUGUGAGCUUAUGGUGAACAUGUUAAAGUUAUAUAGAAGGUUAACGUCUCUGGUGGAUGCACGUGUUUCUUGUUUUGUUUAUAUUUGUUUGUUUAUUUGUGCCUCUAUGGGCGUAGUUGUGUUACAGUUUUUUUUUUUUUUUUUUUUUUUUUUACAAUGUAUUUUUGUAUUGAAGACAAGAAAUUAUACAUUUUGCACAUUUUUAAAAACUUUCUAUCAAGCAGACGAUUACAUUUUUCCCAGAAGAUACAGAAAUUUGCCAAAAUGUUUAUAACAGUUUAUUAAAUUAUCAUGAACCUUCUUUUUUUCUUUUUCUUUAUAUUGUUACAAGCACCGUUUUUCAUUUGGGAAACCUCCGUAUGUUGCAUUUUAACUGUUCCACAAAAACUUGAACUUGAAUGAGAUCUUGAUUUUAUUUAUGCAGUAAACGUCUUUAAAGUACGGCUGCUGUGGACGACUUGAGAUUUUUCUUUUCUUUCCUCAUGAGUAAGAAUGAUGCGCAGAGACGACGCUUAUCUAUGCAGUCUCAUUCCAAAUGUUACAGUAACUUAAAGUCACCAUGAUAUUAAUAUAUUUUACUUUUUGUCUGCAUAUGCCUAAAUUUCAAUGUUUUGACUUUUUGCAUUAUCCAGAGUUUGCAUUUUACUUUGUGGAAAUAAAUUUCAAUGAAAUGAAGGUCAAAUUAAGAAAGGAUGAUCAGUUUUGUAUGAAUUUCUAAAAGGUCCAUCCACAUUUUUGUCAAUAUUUGUUUACUCUCAUUUUGCAUCGCUUCAUAAACGUCUAAUUUGACAACAUUCUUGUGUAAAUAGUAAAAAAACUAAAUGCCAAAACCAAGCUGUCAUUAAAAUGAAG